AUGGCUCAUCUGCAGAGCCCCUCAGUCCUCAUCGUCGGCGCCGGCUCAGUGGGGCUCGUCACGGGCUACUAUUUAAGCCUUGCCGGCGCCCAGGUCACGUACCUUGUUCGCCCAAAGCGCGCCGAGGUGCUCAAACGGACUCAGUUCCUAUACUCGUUUGACAAGAAUCAUCUCCACGAAUUCAAGAGCUACUCUUAUUUGACAAGCCCAUCCACGAUACUCUCCUCAACCUACGAUUACAUACUUGUUACACUGGAUGGAAAGUCCGUGCAAAGCGAAGAGGGUGAAACCCUUGUCAAGAUAAUUGGCCAGGCAGCCCGUGAUAAAACUACUAAAGUCAUUAUUGGUAGCGUUUUCUUAGGCGCCAGAGAUUGGUUUCUAGAGAAAUCUGGUCUACCAGGUGAUCAGGUUACCAGCGGUGGCCUAGGCUUCCCAGCAUACUCUGGCAAGACCACGAACCUCCCUGUCCAUCCCCCGGCUGAUGUUGAUUUGGUAAAGAAAUCCGAUGUGGCAUAUAUGGAUAACAUCGGUAAUGGUUUUAUCCUGGAUGAUUACGUUCCCUCGAUUUCGAGCAGCUUUUCUGAGCUUUAUAAUGCUUGCGGAGUCUCCAAUUGCGUUGUAUGGUCACCGGCACAGUCUGCUCUUACCAUAUUUCCCCUAUUUGCCGUUUUCAUCGGGCUAGAACUUCUGGGUUGGCCCAAGACUGAAGACAUCGAUACUGAAUCAGAAGUGUGGAAGUUGACGACAGCGGCAGCAAAGGAGAUCCAGACACUUGAUAUAUGUGGAGAGGCAGGGACUCAGGCGGCCCUCGCUACGACGGAGAGUACGUUUGUCCAGAUGUCUGCAUAUCUCGACGAGAAGCUUCGCCCUUUAGAUUACCACGCUUUCAACCGAUAUCAUCAUGGAGGAAAGGUUAUAGAGCAGGAUCGUAUGCACAUUGAGCGCUGUAUCUCGCAGGGAGUUACUGAAGGCAAGCCAAUGUCUGCACUUAAGACUCUCCUACAACGUAUCAACCACUGA
This is a messenger RNA of Fusarium odoratissimum NRRL 54006, 1020 nucleotides long. RefSeq lists its product as uncharacterized. Bases 1 to 1020 code for a protein of 339 amino acids. The transcript has a single exon. The record is from RefSeq and is a predicted model, not a curated record. Lineage: Eukaryota; Fungi; Ascomycota; Sordariomycetes; Hypocreales; Nectriaceae.